Messenger RNA from Rhagoletis pomonella (apple maggot), 1211 nucleotides. Its product is annotated as modifier of mdg4-like. Lineage: Eukaryota; Metazoa; Arthropoda; Insecta; Diptera; Tephritidae. The record is from RefSeq and is a predicted model, not a curated record. The transcript has 2 exons. Bases 47 to 664 code for a protein of 205 amino acids.
GUCACAAUUGUGAUAUUUGUUGUUUUAUUUCAUUAUUAGCAGUUCCAUGGCGACAGGUGCAUUGCAUUCUGUGUGUAAAACUUCGCCGGGAAAUGAAAACCAAUCGACUACGAGUAAAGGCAAACGUGGACGGCCACCUAAACAACCAAGGGAUGAUAGAAGACUUGUGGACAAAGUACUAGCCGCCGUACAGCAGGGACCUGGUGAACCUGCAUUAUACGCCUCAACUACUAAAGGUGGCAUGAAACUCAUAUACGAAGGGCAUCAUUUCAGAUUUACAUUCCGAAGAGGGCGGUAUUCAAUUUUCCAAUGCUGUUUUAAAGAAAAUAUGCAAGAAUGCAAGGUUCGUGUAGUCACUGACCAGAAACGCGUUUUCCCAUUGGAUGGAGAGCACGUCCAUUUCAUGCAGGCAACGGACAAAAGUGUAACCUCUAUGACCUUUGAACCUGCAGGCCUGUUCGAUGACGAUGAUAGUAAGGAACAAGAACAUAAUGCUGCCUAUGAAGAGGGAACUGAUUCUACCCAGGUGAAUGAAUCACAAGAAUUCUUGUCGGAAACAAACGAGGUUUCAACAGUGGAGACUGCAGAUUCAUCAGACACGAACGAUUUUCGCGAGAAAAUAAAACGACGCUUACAGAAGGCUCUUUUGGGCAAAAAGAAAUGAUUAAUUUAAACUUAUUGAACCCUAUUUUUAUAACUACAUAUAUGUUUUCUACUACAGAUUCGUAAAUAAUCUUGAAUUGAAAGUGCCUUAAGCCACAAUAUCAGAUUUUAAAAUAACCUCGACAUAUUUUUUUUUGACCAACAAUUAGCAGGAAGCGAUAUUGAUAUAAAACUUCAUGUUUCAACAAUUAUAUACUUAUAAGAAAUUUUGUACCAAUACCUUUAACGAAUAUUUAUUUGCAAAAAUGUUGAUUAGAAAACUAAGAGGUACCUUGUUAGCAAUAAAUGGAGCGCAAAGAAUAGAAGACUUGGAAGAUGUUUACGAGUCCCAAAAGCUUUCAAAAAUUACUGCAUCGGGAUUAUCAGACUAUUUUCGUGAGAAAAUAAAAUUUUACGAGAAGCACUUCUAUUCUUUGUAGUAUUUAAAUAAACAUUCUUAUAUCACCCAUAUACAUGCAUUCAUGCAAAAAAAUGUAUAAAAAGUUGCCUUAAAACAUCAUAUAAACAGUUACAGAAUUUUUAAUAAACCUAAUAAAUAUAAAUUUGAA